AUGCUAGCCCUGGCCCUCCUCCUCCUCGUAACGGUACGCGCCUCCGGUUCAGCCUUCGUGGCCUGCCUCAACCAAACGCGCGUGAUGGAGAUGUUGGCAUCCGACGCCGCUACGCCCAUCUACCUCAAUUCCGUUGACACCGUUAAGGCCUGUAGUGCUGCCUGCGCCGCGGACAAGUUCACAUACUCCCUCGCCUCCGAUAUCGAUCCGACCUGCCUCUGCACCUCGAUCCUGGACGGCAUUACUUCCGAGGACGUUGUGACUGGCUGGAUGAACGGCGUCUGCCACCCCGAAGACUACACCCUCUCAAUUGCAACCACAAGCUGGCUCUUCAUGGGCUGCCAGCCGCCUCCUGGAACCGAACGCAUGAGUCCCGAUGACUGCCUGUCGUCCUGCGAGCAGGGGUGGGCUGCGCUGAGUCCCCUCCCCCCUCCGAAAGGCGGGUGGUCAUGCCACUGUGCCCCGACCGCCCGACUCACGGGAUUCAACUGCUCCGCCGAGGCUGGAACGUGGUAUACCCGCCUCGUGCCAAGCGGCCGUACACUGCGCAUCCUGCGUGCACAGGUUGUUCCGGGAUUGUGCCCGGUCCCGCUUACUGCCUGCAGCGUCAAGGACACGGAUGGGUGGGAGUGUAUCGACUCGCGGGGCGAGCUGGGUUAG
Messenger RNA from Cutaneotrichosporon cavernicola, 660 nucleotides. RefSeq lists its product as uncharacterized. NCBI's taxonomy places the organism in Eukaryota, Fungi, Basidiomycota, Tremellomycetes, Trichosporonales, Trichosporonaceae. The transcript is spliced from 3 exons. The record is from RefSeq and is a predicted model, not a curated record. The coding region runs from base 1 to 660 and encodes 219 amino acids.